Zophobas morio is the source of this 3108-nucleotide messenger RNA. It is a transcript of the gene Hsc70Cb, whose product is annotated as heat shock 70 kDa protein 4. Bases 209 to 2764 code for a protein of 851 amino acids. Gene Ontology annotation, biological process: protein folding. The record is from RefSeq and is a predicted model, not a curated record. Gene Ontology annotation, molecular function: ATP-dependent protein folding chaperone; ATP binding. The transcript is spliced from 7 exons. NCBI's taxonomy places the organism in Eukaryota, Metazoa, Arthropoda, Insecta, Coleoptera, Tenebrionidae. Gene Ontology annotation, cellular component: cytosol; nucleus.
GUAACCUUGCGUUUCUGUCAGUUGGCAACAGUUAGUUAAAAUCAGCGAGCACGAGCUGCAAGUGACCGAGCGAAAUCACCGGCACGUCGUACCUCCUGGUGAUAAGAAAACACGAAUUUUAGCGUUUGUGGUGCGUGUGUGAGUUAAGCUAGCGUUUUCGCGACCGUACGUAGACGUCUGACAGCCCAUCGACCCAGCGGAACCCACCAUGGCGGCAAUGUCAGUCAUCGGCAUAGACCUGGGGAACGAGUCCUGCUAUGUCGCCGUCGCCAAAGCCGGCGGCAUCGAGACCAUCGCCAACGACUAUAGUCUGCGGGCCACACCGUCAUGCAUCGCCUUCUCAGAGAAGAACCGCAUUCUGGGGGUGGCGGCCAAGAACCAGCAGGUGACCAACAUGAAGAAUACAGUGUACGGGCUGAAGAGGCUGAUCGGGAGGAAGUACAGGGACCCGCACGUGCAAAGAGAGCUGCAGAUGAUGCCCUUCAAUGUGAUAGAGGCGCCGCAGGGGAAAAUCGGGAUUAAGGUUCAUUAUUUGAACGAGGAACACGUGUUUUCGCCAGAGCAGUGUUUGGCGAUGUUGCUGACGAAGCUUAAGGAUGUUUCCUCGACGGCGCUUCAGACUCCUAUUAAUGAUUGUGUGAUUUCUGUUCCUUCAUAUUUUACUAACAGUGAGCGGAAGGCGCUUCUAGAUUCUGCUGCUAUAGCCGGCUUGAACGUACUUAGACUCUUCAACGAAACCACCGCCACGGCCUUGUCUUACGGCAUCUACAAGCAGGACUUGCCCGGUCCGGAAGACAAGCCCCGGAACGUGGUGUUCGUCGACUGCGGCCAUUCCUCCCUGCAGGUGUUCGCUUGCGCCUUCAACAAAGACAGACUCCGGAUGAUAGCCACCGCGUCCGACCCCCACCUCGGCGGCCGAGACUUCGACCUCGCGCUCGCCGACCACUUCUGCAAAGAUUUCCAGACCAAAUACAAAAUGGACGCCAAAUCGAACCCUCGCGCUUUCCUGCGCCUCCUCGCCGAGGUCGAAAAAGUCAAAAAACAAAUGUCGGCCAACUCGACCACGCUGCCGCUCAACAUCGAGUGCUUCAUGAACGACAAGGACGUGCACAGCAGCAUCAAGCGCGCCGAGAUGGAGGAGUUGUGCGCGCCGCUGUUCCAAAGAGCCGAAAUCACGCUGAAGCAGUGCCUGGCGUUGUCCGAGCUCAAGCUCGACGAGAUACAUUCGGUGGAGAUCGUGGGCGGGUCGAGCAGGAUACCGGCGAUCAAGCAGCUGAUCGAGAAGGUGUUCAAGAAGGUGCCGAGCACCACGCUGAACCAGGACGAGGCGGUGAGCAGGGGAUGCGCUCUGCAGUGCGCGAUGCUCUCGCCGGCGGUGAGGGUGAGGGAGUUCAGCGUCAAGGACGUGCAGAACUACGCGGUGUCGGUGUCCUGGGACGCUAGUAACGACGGGGAGGCGGCGGGGGAGAUUGAGGCGUUCCCGGUUAAUCAUAGUGUGCCGUACUCGAAGAUGUUGACGUUUUACAGGCAGGAGCCGUUCUCGAUCCGGGCGCUGUACACGGGCAACGUGCCGUAUCCGGAUAAGCAUAUCGGCACCUGGAUCGUGAAGGACAUCCGCCCGAACGCCGAGGGCAAGCCGCAGAAAGUGAAGGUCAAAGUCCGGAUCAACCUCCACGGCAUAAUGACGGUGUCGAGCGCGUCCCUAUUCGAGGCGAAAGAGUCGUCCGAGGCCGAAAACGGCGAAGAAAACCAGCAACAACAGCAGAACAACCAACAGCAGCAGCAGCAGCAGCAGCCACCGCCGAACCAAAACUCGACCGAACACCAGAACGACGUCGACGCGACGAUGGCCGACGGCGUUACCAAUGCUGCUCCUGAGGUAGGCUCCAGCACGAGCUGGACGAAGAAAAUUUCUGCCUGGUUCAGCGGGGAUGCUGAUAAAGAAAAGAAAAAGAAGCAAGUCUUGAAGAGUAUCGAAUUACCUAUUGAAUCUCUCACCGCCGGUUUCUCGCAAGUCGAAAUCAAUCAGUAUACAGAGCAAGAAUUCAAAAUGAUAGCAGCCGAUAGACAGGAGAAGGAGAGGGCCGAUGCACGGAACGCAUUUGAAGAGUACGUGUACGAACUCCGUGGAAAACUUUCCUCAGACGACGAAUUAGCACCUUUCAUACUAGAAAACGAGCGUUCCGUUCUACUCAAACACUUAGACGAUAUGGAAAAUUGGUUAUAUGAAGAAGGCGAGGAGUGCAACCGCCAGGUGUACCAAGACAAAUUAGCCGAAUUAAAAACAAAAGGUGAACCUAUUCAAACUAGGAAAGUGGAAUUUGAAUUGAGACCACACGUCAUCGAGGACUUCGCCAGAUCUCUACAACUUACAAUGAAAGCGUUAGAAUUAAUUAAGGCGAACGACCCCAAGUAUGCACAUUUGAACGAAGAAGAGGUGAAGAAAGUCGACCAAGCAUUCAAGAAUUCGUACCAGUGGAUUGAACAGACAAGGCAGAAGUUCGUAAAUGCCCCCAAACAUCUACCGCCACCCGUUACCGUCGCCCAGGUCAGGCAAGAGAAGAACGAAUUCGAAAAUACUGUUACUCCGAUCUUGAACAAACCGCCCCCGAAGGCGCCGUCGCCGCCUAAAGAACAGCAGAAGAGCCCGUCUGAGGAAAAGACACAGAAUGCACAAGAACAGAAUCAGCAGCAGCAGAAUAAUCAACAGAGCGACCAGCAGCAACCACAGCAGGAAAAUAUGGACUGGUCGUCCACUAAUUAGGAGUUUUAUUAAAUUGCUUGGACACAUACACAGGACGAGGCAGUCUCUUCGUUCCUCAUAUGCUGUAUUACUAGGAAAAUUUUCUAUUUAUAUUUUACUUAAAAUGUAUAUUCUCAGUUGUUUAAGCGCCGUUUUUUUAUUUAUGUAUUCGGGAAAUUGUAACGUAUGCCACACUGAUCCAUAGUUUCCGAAUGGAAUGGCAACCUGCACCGAUUUUUAUUGCAUUUUUUAAGAAUGUUAAAUUGUGUAGUUCCGAUCGUAGCUUCAUUCCAUUUAAGUUAUUUAACUACUCACUUUUUUGUUGUAAUUUUAUAACUUGUGUUUAAUAAAACAUUUAGAAAUAA